This is a messenger RNA of Pseudogymnoascus destructans, 1095 nucleotides long. RefSeq lists its product as uncharacterized. The record is from RefSeq and is a predicted model, not a curated record. The transcript has 3 exons. The coding region runs from base 16 to 981 and encodes 321 amino acids. Lineage: Eukaryota; Fungi; Ascomycota; Leotiomycetes; Thelebolales; Thelebolaceae.
CGCAAACAUAAGCCAAUGCCAAAGAUGUUCGAUAUUAGCAAUUUCGACGAUGUCUUCGCAUUCGAUCCAAAGUACAGCUAUGCUGCGGAAAGUGUGGAGAGCAUAGAGCAACACAGGACAACUUUUGAAGGGCUGUUUGUUGACAGGGUCCUCAAAGUGCUUGAGAUCAAGAGGCCGAAUAAAAGCUACCCUCCAAAAAGCAAUGGUGACUUGAGGAGUCUUCAUCACGCUGUCGUUAGCUCGAACGCCGCAGACCAUACGAAGGUGUCGCUCUUGUAUUAUAUUCUCCUGGACUGCGACGAAAAGGCACGAAACAAUGCGAACUCAAACGCCUUCGAGGAAAUGUCAUUCAUGCCGAAAAAGUAUCAAAUAUUCAUGAAGGGCCUAUGGCACAUGGACAGAGCGGAAUUUGAGACUGCUCUACAAAACCUCACACACCCCUCACUUAUUCCCACCUUCCAAGAAGAAAUUUUAGGGGUUUUGGUCAAACAUUCCCCAGCAGACGAUAUGCGCCUUCCAUUGGCGUAUUAUCAUACUGUACUGCCCGCGCUGGUCAACACGCCCGCAUUGGACAGCCUUUUCCUGGCGAUAGCAAGAACAAGUGUGACAGAGGCAUUCUUUUUUCUCCGAAGCCAAUCCGAGCUAGAUCAAACCCGCAUGUUUGAGUCUUUAUUACGGCAUAUUACUCAAGAACCGCUGGGUGACAGGACUGCAGCACGCGGGAUUGAGCUCGUAAACUUGCCAUUUACUAAAGAAGAAGAAGCCUUGUUCGAACAGGUCUUGACGGGCAUGGGUGGAAGGACGGCCGCGAGGGCAAGAGAUCUAGUGAUGCUCCGGAGAAUAGGGACGGGGAAAUUUAACGAGGCACUGGAUGUUGACUGCAACAGGAGCAAAACUGUUGGCGGUUUAAAUUGGGAAUCUUUACAAGAAGGCAUCCGAGAGGGCCUGGGACCGCGAUAUGAUAUUUCAAGGAUGAGAUAGUCGGCUGGACAUUGCACGGAAUAGGCAAAGUAAGGGAGUCAAUCAACAUGGCGUCUGGCAUCUUUGUAAGCCGAAUAAGAAUUAUCCAUGUAGAAUGCGAAUUGAGUUACCUAA